ACGCGACAACUCACAAUGGCACCCAAACAAAAUCGAGUGACGAAGCCUAGCAAUGGCCCAAAACGUUCCGCAUCGAAGACGUCCUCGAGCGGGCCUUCAAAAUCGAAGAAACCUUCCAAACCACUUCCUGCAGUCAAGACGGUCAAGACGAAGCAGGGUACUGCGAAGUCCAAACUCCCGCCUCAUAAGCGAUAUAAGGAGUCUGAGCUCAAGGUGCCUCAACUGAACGGAAUCGUACCCGCCGGUGUGUCGAAGCCGCCAAAUCAAAAGAAGGGCAAAAAGUUCGUGGACGACAAGGAAAGCAUGAACACAAUUCUAGCCAUGGUCAUGGCCGAGAAGGAAGGCAAUCUGGAGAGUAAGAUGAUGAAGGCGCGGCAAUUGGAAGAAGUCAGAGAAGCAAGGAGGAUCGAGGCCGAGAAGAGGGUGGCUGGCAAGAAGAGCGAGAUGGAAGAGAGAAAGGCGAACAUCAAAACUGAAGGCAAGAAGAGCAAAAGGCGGCGCAGCGCAGGAGAUGUGGACGGUGAUGCGCCAACAAAGAGCAGCAGAUCUGGCGAUGAUGGGACCAAGAAGGUCAAGUUACGGAAACGGGUCAGCUUUGGUUGA
This is a messenger RNA of Cercospora beticola, 603 nucleotides long. RefSeq lists its product as uncharacterized. NCBI's taxonomy places the organism in Eukaryota, Fungi, Ascomycota, Dothideomycetes, Mycosphaerellales, Mycosphaerellaceae. The record is from RefSeq and is a predicted model, not a curated record. Gene Ontology annotation, cellular component: preribosome, large subunit precursor; nucleolus. Gene Ontology annotation, biological process: ribosomal large subunit biogenesis; intracellular mRNA localization. Gene Ontology annotation, molecular function: mRNA binding.